AUGUCGAGGUUGGAGUUGCCGCCUCUGUUGUCGUUGACGAUGCUGGUGGUGAUGAUGAUGAUGGCGGCGAUAAUGAGCGAUUGCCAUGGGAUUGCGGACGAUGGAUGGGGAGCUGGCGGCGAGGUACCUGUUGUGUUGGAGGUGGGCAAGGUGGGCAGGACAGGAUACGGCAAGGUGAGCGCCGAGGUACCCCCUCAGUGUCUAAGAUGGGUCUUCUGGGCCGAGAGUGUCAAGGAGGGUCUGGACUCGUUUGAUGUAUGGAAACAGCUAUUCGCCAAGGGUCCUGCUGUGUGCCCUGGUUAG
This is a messenger RNA of Colletotrichum spaethianum, 303 nucleotides long. RefSeq lists its product as uncharacterized. The record is from RefSeq and is a predicted model, not a curated record. The transcript has 2 exons. Bases 1 to 303 code for a protein of 100 amino acids. NCBI's taxonomy places the organism in Eukaryota, Fungi, Ascomycota, Sordariomycetes, Glomerellales, Glomerellaceae.